AUGGCUGGUGUCUGUGAGGAAGAGGAGGGAGAAUGCAGCUGAAAAACCACAGAUGGGAUCUGUAUCCUUUGAUGCCUCAAUGAACCACACAACUGUGGUGGAAUUUGUCCUCUUGGGACUGGCCAACAGCCGCCAUUUGGAGAUCACCCUCUUUCUGUUUCUUGCCAUUGCCUACUUCUUGAUCCUGCUUGGSAACAUUUCUGUCAUCAGCAUCACUCUUGUGAGCAAUUCCCUUCAGACCCCGAUGUACUACUUCCUCAGGAAUUUUGCGCUUUUGGAAAUCACUUUCACCUCCACGUUCAUUCCCAGCACCCUGUACAGCCUCAUGACAGAGAGGAGGACAAUUUCCCUGCCUGGCUGUUUCCUUCAGAUGCUGUUGUUCUAUUGCCUGGGGACCUGCACGCUUUUCCACAUGGCAGUGAUGUCCUUGGAUCGCUUUGUUGCCAUUUGCCACCCUUUGCAUUACCCAGUGAUAAUGAACAGCAGAUUUUGCCUGCAGCUGAUCCUGAGUUGCUGGGCACUGAGUUUUCUCUUGAUGUUUCCUCCCACCAUUAUGACCGCCCAGCUGCCAUUCUGUGGUCCCAAUGUCAUGAACCAUUUUUACUGUGACACUUCCCUGUUGCUGCAGCUGUCCUGCACUGACACAGGGUUCAUCGAAGAACUGAUGUUUAUCAUACUAAUUAUCAUCCUACCUGGUACUUUAAUAGUAACUGCUGUGUCUUAUGGCUGCAUUAUUGUCACCAUCUUGCGCAUUCCAUCUUCUGCAGGUAGGAAGAAGACAUUUUCCACUUGCUCAGCUCACCUCAUAGUGGUGAUGGUGUUUUACAGCACGUGUAUUUACAGGUACAUCCGCCCAGAGCAGAGAGGUGGGCAGGACUCGGACAAAAUUCUUUCUUUCUUCUUCUCUGUGCUAACUCAGAUGCUUAACCCAUACAUCUACUCGCUCAGGAACAGGCAAGUCAAGCAAGCUUUCAAGGAGAACAUUCUGAAGUUUUGUGGUUUCCUGAGACAGCUGUGAAUGCUGGAGUAGCUCAUCCAUGUAACUCAAUUGUUUUCCAGAUGUACCAUGUGUAUUGUGAAUUAAAGAUGCUGAUUUCAAAUGGUUUAUGCUUUCUAGACAUGAUAUGAUUCCUUCUGUUAGCAACAAAAAUAAUCCUGUGCUGCUGUGUGUCAGCACAGGAAGGAUUUUUUAGUUUUCUGUUACCUAACUUCAGCUUUGCCUCAGCAUUUCCCCCUCUUGCUSGGAUGUGUUAGCUUUAGUGAACAACCAAAUUCCCAGUCACACCUUCCACCCCACAGUGGGACAGAGCAGAGGCAGAAAACCAGAAAAACAGAAAUAAAACUAUUGUAGAUUGAGAUAAAGACAGAGAGAUGGUUGGCCAAUUUCUACCAGGAGUGAAACAUACUGGAUUUGGGGAAAACUAAUGUAAUUUAUUGCCAACUGAAAUAGUUUAGAUUCUGAGAAAUAAA
Malurus melanocephalus (red-backed fairy wren) is the source of this 1470-nucleotide messenger RNA. Its product is annotated as olfactory receptor 49-like. The record is from RefSeq and is a predicted model, not a curated record. The transcript has 2 exons. Gene Ontology annotation, cellular component: membrane. NCBI's taxonomy places the organism in Eukaryota, Metazoa, Chordata, Aves, Passeriformes, Maluridae. Gene Ontology annotation, biological process: G protein-coupled receptor signaling pathway. The coding region runs from base 53 to 1018 and encodes 321 amino acids. Gene Ontology annotation, molecular function: olfactory receptor activity; G protein-coupled receptor activity.